AUAAAAUGAAAGUGUCUUCAGUAAAGGGAAAGUCAAUUGAGUCUGGUAUCAGGGUCUAUUCUGCUAAGGCUAGAGACCGCAGCAUGGAAGUUAGUUAUGGCAAAUAAGAGCCACAGUCACUCUAAGAUAGCUAAGGGUGCUACUGUACGUCAGCCAACAGUGCAGCCAUCAAUUCCUUCUAAAUAUCAGAGAAUUUUGGUCAAUUCAAAACCUAAGAAUACCAGAUUUCCUAAGAAUUAUGAGCUGAAAAAGUUGUAUAAUACUGCACCAGGUCCUGGGACUUAUAACCACAGGCAGGUAAAGACCCAGCAGAGGUCUCGGAGGACCAAACCUCUCGACCAAUUCGAGCAGGAGGUCAAUCGGUUCCCUGAGGAGGACAUAUUGAAGGCCCAGGAGCCUGGUCCUGCCGAUUAUGAUCCUGAAAAGCCAGAGAAGCAUAAAAUGUGCAUGAGUUUUUAUUAUAAACCAGAGGUGGCUAGGUCGUUAAAUAUGCUUACUAAAUGGACUAAGUACUCCCAAGUUGAUGGCACUACGGGGAGUUACGCUAGACCAAUCACAGUUAAUGUGUACUUUAAGUCAGAAAACCCUCCUCCAGGGUAUUAUGAAACAGAAGGGAGGCCAAAGACCCAAUCUUUUCAAGCUGGCCAUAAGCAUUUAUUCACUUCAAAGUCACGAAGGGAUACGUUCCAGAUUAAAAAUGAGAUCCCUGAUGUUGGUGCAUAUGAGUUUGAGCCGCCUCAAGAGGAUUUGAUCCCCUCAGCAGUCUUCAUAGGUCCAACUGAGCGAAAGAAGGUCAAGAUCAACCUUUAUGAUCCUCAUAAGGAAUUGCAGAAGGAGGCUGGGCCUGGCCCAGCCCAGUACUACAAUGAUGAGGAUAGCCAAGUUAACAAGUCUACACUUGCAGGCUCCACAAUUCCUUCGAGGCACCAGCAAAGGGCAAAAUCCACUAAGGCGAAAAAGAGGCCUAAAGUAUUGAAAUAGCAAAUUUUGCUUGAACAGGGUCCCUGGCACUAUUGGGUACAAUUCUACUAAAGAGAACCAUACAUUUACAAAUGCUUUCCAGGUAUCUAAUACUGACAGGUUUGGACAAGCUAUAGAGCAUAAGAAACCAAGGGAUGAUAAGCCAGCUCCUUGGGCUUAUAAUGCCAAGGUCAUACCUCAUAAGAAGCCUGUUUCUUAUAGCAUGGGACGGAUAAAUAAGAUUAAGCCAAGAGUGAAUAGGUUCAAGGCUCCUGGCCCAGCUUAUUAUAAGCCCCUUGUAGAGCCAAAGUUGACUUCUUACCAUCUGAAUGCACAAAAUCUUUGGAUGUAA
Moneuplotes crassus is the source of this 1312-nucleotide messenger RNA. Lineage: Eukaryota; Ciliophora; Spirotrichea; Euplotida; Euplotidae. The record is from the annotation of a GenBank genome assembly.